AGGGGGAAAGUUCAAAGGAUCUUUCCUCCUUCACUCGCUCUUUGGGUUUGACCAACUCAACCCUCUUCUCCUUCCUCUCUUCUUCUUCUCUCUUAUUUUGUUUUUGUUGGGUUUAUUAAUUAGAGUAAUCUCUUAGUCUCAAUUCCAGAAUCCAAGUUCGUCUGUCUGUUUGGGUCUUUGAAUCGCUCUGGGUUUUAGUCUUAGGGCAGCGAUGGGCGUGUGUUUCUCCGCCAUUAGAGUAACUGGUGCGAGCAGCAGCAGUAGAAGAAGUAGUCAGACUAACCGUAAAGGAUGUAAAAAGGAUAAAGCAUAUAAGGCUCCGAUUCCCAAGGAGGAGAACGAUAAGCCCUCUACCAAGCGGAGAACCGGCGCGAUCCCAUGCGGCAAGCGUACCGACUUUGGAUACGCCAAAGAUUUCCACGACCAAUAUUCCAUCGGCAAGCUUCUCGGUCAUGGUCAAUUCGGCUAUACUUACGUUGCCAUCCACAAGUCCAAUGGAGAUCGUGUCGCCGUUAAGAGACUCGAUAAGAGUAAGAUGGUUCUUCCUAUUGCGGUUGAGGACGUGAAGCGGGAGGUUCAGAUACUUAAAGCUCUUUCAGGCCACGAGAACGUUGUACAGUUUUACAAUGCCUUUGAGGAUGAAGACUACGUGUAUAUAGUUAUGGAGUUGUGCGAGGGAGGCGAGUUGCUUGAUCGGAUAUUAUCCAAGAAAGAUAGUCGAUACUCCGAGAAAGAUGCAGCGGUUGUCGUAAGGCAGAUGCUCAAAGUCGCAGGAGAAUGCCAUCUACACGGUCUAGUACAUAGAGAUAUGAAACCAGAGAAUUUUUUGUUCAAAUCAGCUAAACUGGAUUCGCCGCUAAAGGCUACAGAUUUUGGUUUAUCGGAUUUCAUUAAACCAGGGAAAAGGUUCCAUGACAUUGUUGGUAGCGCCUAUUAUGUUGCUCCCGAAGUACUAAAGCGCAGAUCAGGGCCUGAAUCAGAUGUGUGGAGCAUUGGUGUUAUUACGUAUAUUUUACUCUGUGGAAGGCGGCCUUUCUGGGAUAGGACAGAGGAUGGUAUAUUUAAGGAGGUCUUAAGGAACAAACCUGACUUCCGUCGCAAACCAUGGUCAACUAUAAGUGACAGCGCGAAAGAUUUUGUUAAAAAGUUACUUGUAAAAGAUCCACGAGCUCGGCUAACUGCUGCUCAAGCCCUGUCACAUGCGUGGGUUAGAGAAGGAGGGAAUGCCACUGAUAUCCCUGUCGACAUUUCAGUUCUGAACAACUUACGUCAGUUUGUGAGAUACAGCCGUCUAAAGCAGUUUGCUUUACGGGCGCUUGCUAGCACACUUGACGAGGCAGAGAUUUCUGACCUCAGAGAUCAGUUUGAUGCAAUUGAUGUGGAUAAAAACGGUGUCAUUAGUCUUGAGGAGAUGAGACAGGCACUUGCCAAGGAUCUUCCUUGGAAACUGAAGGAUUCACGAGUUGCGGAGAUCCUUCAAGCGAUUGAUAGCAACACUGAUGGGUUGGUGGACUUCACAGAGUUUGUAGCAGCAGCUCUACAUGUUCAUCAACUGGAAGAACAUGAUUCAGAGAAAUGGCAGCUAAGAUCACGAGCAGCUUUUGAGAAAUUCGAUAUAGACAAAGAUGGGUACAUAACACCUGAGGAGCUUCGAAUGCACACGGGGUUAAGAGGCUCAAUCGACCCACUUCUGGAUGAAGCAGACAUUGACAGAGACGGGAAAAUAAGCCUGCAUGAGUUCAGGAGACUUCUAAGAACAGCGAGCAUAAGUUCGCAGAGAGUUCCAAGCCCUGCAUGCCACAGGAAUCCUCGGUAGUCAAAAAUGGUAUACUAGAAGAGGAGUCAAAAAUGUAAUUUGUUGGGAUGCUUGAUUUGUCUUAUCAGUAUGUAUAUGUAAUGUUGGUUGUAAGAGAAGUGGGUCUUUGGGGGGUGGGGGGGAGAUAAGUAAAGUGGUUUGGUUGUGUGAAGCCAAGGCAAACGAAAGACACUUUGAAAUUACCAAAGAGCUCGCUCGUUGCGUCACCAGGUGGAGGAAAUUUUGAGAUCGUCACGUGGCAUUCCCUGACUCGACCAAAGUUCAGUUUUAAUGGUUGGGCAGGGCACAAAAGCAAGAUAAUAGAUUCCAGUUGUAAUUUGAUUCUCUCAUAAUACCCAAUUUUUUUUUUUCCCA
Molecule: messenger RNA, 2170 nt
Organism: Eutrema salsugineum
Lineage: Eukaryota; Viridiplantae; Streptophyta; Magnoliopsida; Brassicales; Brassicaceae
Product: calcium-dependent protein kinase 28
Exons: 12
Coding region: 212-1816 (534 amino acids)
Biological process (GO): peptidyl-serine phosphorylation; intracellular signal transduction; protein autophosphorylation
Cellular component (GO): nucleus; cytoplasm
Molecular function (GO): calmodulin binding; calcium-dependent protein serine/threonine kinase activity; calcium/calmodulin-dependent protein kinase activity
Source: RefSeq, a predicted model, not a curated record